Molecule: messenger RNA, 877 nt
Organism: Rhizopus microsporus ATCC 52813
Lineage: Eukaryota; Fungi; Mucoromycota; Mucoromycetes; Mucorales; Rhizopodaceae
Exons: 3
Coding region: 100-690 (196 amino acids)
Source: RefSeq, a predicted model, not a curated record
UAGACUAAUGUUGAUGAGUUUGAAGAGAAUAUUGAAACCAAGACAUUUGUAGAAGAUAAAAAGAAAAUAUGCCGAUGUAUCAAUGAUAUUUGUAAAAUCAUGGCCAAGAUUUACUUAAAAAGACCUUCAAUAUCACUAUCAGAAUCUGUAUAUAAUACCAACAUGAUCUUUCCUUGUUUCGAAGCAAUGCUUGCCAUGAUAAAGAAAAAUGAACAUGCACCAUAUUUCAUCCCUGGUGAAAGUGAGCUUGCUGCAAUGGCAGUACAGUUAAAGAAAAUGGGAUUUAAAGUAGACAAAAGAAAAAUAUACAAGGCCGAUGAAAUCAUACGCUUAGCAGAACUCAGAGAUCUAGAAGUCCUUGUUUUAGAAACAGCAGGUGCUUUUGGUCAUGAUGACCAUGCCAAAACAUCCUUUGACAACUCAAAGGGCAUGUUUGCCUUGCUAGCGAUGCUGAAAACUGUAGCCGACCACUACAAAUAUGCGUCUGUUGAAGAGUUUAGAAAACUCAAACUCUAUUUCGUGCAGCCAAGUGACAAACAUAUCCGACUGUGGUCCAUGCAAUACACAGAGCAUGGGAUAUAUAACUUUGUCCGGGAGAAGAAAAUCUUGGUGGGAGAAGAAUUUGAAGAAAGGAGAGAGUACAUCACUUCAUUAUUCAAUUUUUUCUUGACCUUGAAGGUAUAUUCCUGAUUCUAAACGAUUGAGAAGAAAAAUAAUAGCAAGUCUAAUUUAAUUAUUUAGAGCUAUCUCGAAGAGACAAUGAAGACUAUUGCUGUUUUGAAAAGCCAGCAUGAGGAAAAGGAGAGGUGUAAUGACAGCGAAAACAAUAGCCAAGAGGUUCUUCUAUCAGACAUAAUAUGCCCAAGGAUUUUCAAGU